Messenger RNA from Arabidopsis arenosa, 1941 nucleotides. Lineage: Eukaryota; Viridiplantae; Streptophyta; Magnoliopsida; Brassicales; Brassicaceae. The record is from the annotation of a GenBank genome assembly.
CGAUGAACUUGAUAACGGCGAUGUCUCCCGGAGCUGAAUUGCGGCCAUACAAUGCUACGAUCCACUUCCUGCAUUCCACUUUGCCCUUUCACGGCGAAACAACCUUCGUUCCUUAGGACACAUCAACGUAUUGCCUCUGAUCUCUCCUCUGAUCGCUUCACCCUUCGCGGUGGUGGUGGCGGCGGCGGGGCCUCCGCCGUCGUCUCCUCCUCCGGCCUCCGUGAUCUCGUUUUCGUCGUAAACCCUCAAGGUGCUAAUGGUAGAACAGCUAAAGAAUGGAAGAAGUUGCUUCCUUACCUUCGAUCUUGUCUUGGUAAAGACUGUAAUGUAAUUGAAUUAUUAACAUUGGGUCCUUCUCAUGCCAUUGACAUUACAAGAGAGGCUAUAAGGGAUGGUGCAGAUGCUGUCAUUGCGGUUGGAGGUGAUGGAACACUUCAUGAGGUUGUUAAUGGUUUCUUUUGGGAGGGGAAACCUGUCGGUAAUCUCAACAGCGAAGCUAGUCAUUCGACUGCACUUGGUCUGAUUCCCUUAGGCACUGGCUCAGAUUUUGCUAGAACAUUUGGUUGGAACAAUGAUCCUUGUGAAGCGGUGGAGCGCAUUGCUAAAGGGAUGCGAUCACGGGUUGAUGUUGGUGUUAUCGACAAGGAAGGAAAGGAUUUGCAUUACUUCAUCAACGUAGCUGAUGUUCAUUUGAGCGCAAAGGCAGGAUUUUACGCUUCAAAAUACAAGAAAUUUGGAAAGUUGUGCUACGUAAUUGGUGCCCUACAAGCUUUCAUGGGGCAUCAUAACCGAGAUAUGAGAAUCAGAGUCAAUGGAGGUGAAUGGGAAAUAUACCCUCAGGUCACUGCUCUCUGCGUUGGAAACGCUAAAUACUUUGGUGGUGGAAUGAAAAUCACACCCAACGCCGUCCCUGGAAAUGGAAAUCUUGAGGUUGUGGUUCUUCAAGACUUCAAAUGGUAUGAUUUCGUAUUUAAACUUCAUAAGCUAUACAACGGAACGCAUCUUUCAGUUAACAAUGUGACUUCAAGAAGUGUACAAAGUAUCGAAGUUGAAGAGAUUUCAGACAGUGGAAGUAUCUAUGUUCAAUCAGAUGGAGAACAUCUUGGAUUUCUACCUAAAAAGUUUCGGAUUUUACCCGGUGCCAUCGACAUGAUCUCUUCUCUUUCCUUCCAUUCCAUCGCCACCGUUAAUCCAAUCUUCUCCGGCGAUGGAGGUCGUUCAAUUUUCCGGCUUAACCGCCGAUUCGAAGCAACUGGAGUGAGUUGCAGAGGACAGAAUCCGACUAACGAGCCACAGACAAGUAAAGGACCCGAGCCGGAGAAUGUUCUACUCAAAAUCGCUUGGUACGGAUCCGAGCUACUCGGAAUCGCUGCUUCCGUUUUCCGAUCUCCAGAGACUUCUCCGAUUGUGACAGGCUUUGAGGUUCCUGUUGAUUGUUCUGGACGAGCCGUUCGUGUAGCUGUCGUGGACUCGAUUAAGCAAGACUUUAAACGAUCCUACUUCGUCACAGGUAAUUUAACGCCGGAGGUUUAUGAGGACAAGUGUGAAUUCGCUGAUCCGGCUGGAUCCUUCAAAGGUCUUGCUCGUUUCAAAAGGAAUUGCACUAAUUUCGGAAGCCUAAUCGAGAAAUCCAAUAUGAAGCUCAUGAAAUGGGAGAAUUUUGAGGAUAAAGGAGUUGGACAUUGGAAAUUUAGCUGUGUCAUGUCGUUUCCAUGGAAACCCAUUCUUUCAGCAACUGGUUACACGGAGUACUAUUUCGACACAGGAUCCGGGAAAAUUUGCAGGCACGUGGAGCAUUGGAAUGUCCCUAAGAUUGCUCUGUUCAAGCAACUUCUGAGACCCAGCCGUGGUUUAGUGGGGGGGACACAAAACUAGUGGAUGAAGAAUGAUGUCAAUUUCAAAUUAGAUUUUUUAAACCGUAAAUAUAUGGAACUUCCUUAU